AUGCUCAAAUAUAUACGUGCCAGAUAUAUUGGGUUUUAUUUACUAUCAGGCCAUAGCUCAUAUCCGAUGUACCCAUACGCUCAUUGCACCAGAGUAUUUUGCUGGGGAAAAUCCAUUGUUCCUGUGAUACAACUGUAUGAUUUAUCGCAAAAAAUUAUCUUAAAAUGGCAUUUGCUGGCACACCAGCGCCAUGCCACGCACAUAAAUUCUGUAUCUAUCACGCAACAAUUCUACAACAGGCUGCCAAUUAGGAAAAAAUAUAUCAGAGCAAUCAAGAGGGGCACUCUAAUUUACGAUCGCGGGCAGAUUAAAAUACCACCCAUAAAAAUUGAGGGUUACGAUCUACCUAAAAAAUGCCAGCCACCUAAUUAUCAAGGAACAGGAAGGAUAUACAAGGGGAGGUUUGAGAAUAUUCGCGCCAAAAGAAUUUGUUUUGCUGAUUAG
Babesia microti strain RI is the source of this 444-nucleotide messenger RNA. RefSeq names its product conserved protein, unknown function. Bases 1 to 444 code for a protein of 147 amino acids. Lineage: Eukaryota; Apicomplexa; Aconoidasida; Piroplasmida; Babesiidae. The transcript is spliced from 2 exons. The record is from RefSeq and is a predicted model, not a curated record.